This is a messenger RNA of Plasmodium inui San Antonio 1, 4422 nucleotides long. RefSeq lists its product as hypothetical. The coding region runs from base 1 to 4422 and encodes 1473 amino acids. Lineage: Eukaryota; Apicomplexa; Aconoidasida; Haemosporida; Plasmodiidae. The record is from RefSeq and is a predicted model, not a curated record. The transcript has a single exon.
AUGGAGAGAGAACCUCCCAAGUGCGACAGCUUCCCGGAAGGGCCGACUCCCCAGCAGGAUAGAACAAGUACCAACAACGCUGUCCGUAACGUAGAGGAGCUAACCGGGAAGAAGCCCCUAAUAAUGCUGGAACAGGAGAAGGAAAACAAAGCUCUCACUAACUAUGACAGCAAAAUGGAAAAAUACGCGAAUGGAAAGAACGUAUUUGGACAAAAUAGGGAAGAAGCGAUUGACGUUGAAAUUGAAGAAACAGCGACGUUAAAAGUGGAGAAUCACUGCAAUGAUGUAGCAGGAAAGGUGAUGAAUGGUAGCGACAUACACAUUAACAGCGGAAGAAGGAAUCAGAAUGAUUACGACACCCUAUGUAAUAGGUAUAGAUCUAUGUACGAGGUCAGAACUCAUAAUAAUAGUAACGGAGUAGUGUAUCCUCGACAAGUGUCUGCCCCGUGCUUUAUCUCGAAUGACUCUCAACAGCUGAUUGGUACGAAUGGAAAUACAAGUGGGCUAAGCUUUAAUGGGAACUUAAGUUUUUCAAGGCAUUUUUUGAAUUGGGAACAUGCAAAUGCUAACCUUUGUAGAAGCUACACAAACUGGGAAGAAAGGAUGAACCGAAUUUGGCAUCCCCAUGAUAUGUUAAGGUGGAGGAACCCUGUUUUGGAAGGCGCUUUCACAAACUGUGGUUAUCUAAUCAAUGGGGGCGGAAGAAUCAGAUAUGGGAACCGUACUAUUUUGCGCGAAUUGGAUCCACCGAGGGUGGAAGCAGUUGGAGAAGUUGCUGCACUUGGUGGAGGUGGUCUAUAUGGUAUUCUUCAUGCAGACCAUGCUGGUGGUGAGAGAAACGCCAUGCACUCUUAUUUUCUUUUCCAGAAUUUCAUCAGGGUAAUGAGGGCGCGCCAAGAUCCUUUUGCGCAAAUGGGGGGACAACAAAGAAGCGAGUGGGGCAAUAUCCAGGCAAGGAGAGCUCAUCCCUACUGUGUUCAUACGGCACAUCGACUUUGUACAAAUCAUCCCCUCUUGGAGGAUAAUUUAAACCUACACAGGAGAGGAUUCAUGGCUAACCAUGUAGCUGAUAUGGACCACGCUCUUAUUGGACCAAUGCACCGACAAAUCAGACAGAGGACAUGCUUGCAUUGUUGCCGAGAGAGACUACUUAACAGAGAUGCUAACGUAGGGGGGGUUCAUAUGAACCAGGCACACCUGCGUCAUCAAAAUUUGAUGAGGUCGGAUUGUCAGAAUAAGAAAUGGACCUACCUGAGGGUAACUCCACAUUUGCUGAAUCUGGACAAUCCAAACAUCUGUACACAUGCAGUGAACACGGAUCACAUGUUUGUUUGUCCAUGUAGAAACAGGCUACGAAAUUUAACAAUGAAUAGGACGUCGAAUAUCCCACCACAUGUUGACGAUGCCAUCGUUUCGGAACUAUCCAGAAGGUGUUACGAGAGAAGCACUUUGCCAUUAAGAGAGGGGCCUAACAUAAACAGGGAAGUAGAAGUGGGAAACCACGUGAAUGCUCACCCCCUUCCGGGUUCUCUCCACGUAGCAAACCAGGACGGCGAUGAGAACCAUUCUGGAAGGGAAAUGCAAAGAGGCACUGGCAGUGGAGAAGGCCCGUGUGGGAGAAAGGAAUGUGUUUCGUGUUGGUCGCUCCCGCCCAUGUCCAGCGGACAGGUAAUGUCCCCCUGCGCAGGGAGCGAUGAGACGGAAGAGGACGGAGAUAGUAGCGGCGUAUACUGCGAGGGGAGCGACGACCAGACUGAGGAUAGCGACCAGAAUGAGGAUAGCAAUCAGAGUGAGGAUAGCCAACAGAGUGAGGAUAGCCAACAGAGUGAGGAUAGCAAACAGAGUGAGGAUAGCCAACAGAGUGAGGAUAGCAAACAGAGUGAGGAUAGCAAGCAGAAUGAGGAUAACAAGCAGAGUGAGAUGAAGCAGAUCGUAAAGAAUGGGCGAGAGAGGGGGCACCCCACCCAGGAGGCUUUCCACAAACACAGCAAAGAGAAGACCAACACGGAGGAGCGCAUCUUCGUGAAGAAAGAAACGGGGAGCCUAUUAAAAGAGGAGAACAAAUUUUACCAGAACGAGGGACUGUUCAGAAAUUUUGUCUUCUCGUUUAACAACCCGCCCCAGGGGGGAGCGAGAGAAGAAAGAAGCGAAAUGGGUGAGAAACUCAAUAAGGGUGCGACGCUUGAAAAGAGCCCAACGAAGUACAAGACGCUGAAAAAGGAGAAGAAUGCCCUGCCAAACAGCGAAAGGAGAUACGAAAAAUUCGAGGAGAUAUAUUUUUCGGAAGACCAGAUAUCGAGUGAAUUUCAGUGGAUAGAAGUGGACGGAACUAUUACUUCUCACGCGCAAGAUUUCUUCUUUUUCGAUGCCGAAGACGAGCAGAUGGUUUCUCUAGAUGUACUCGACCACUACACGGUGAAUAUCAGCAGAAGCGGGAGCAGCGACGACAGAAGUGGGAACAGAAGUAGGGAUAGACGCUACGACCUCCCUCGAGACGGAAGGAACCGAAUGCACCAAAGGGGAGGCUACAACGGAUAUGGCACCACCCUCGUCUCCAAGCAGCAGAUGAGGCCAACCCCGGAACCGGAGUAUAAGACAUGCACAAAUGGGACAAACAACAGAAUGGAGAGAAACAAAUGGAGUACUGACAGGAGGUAUGCACCAAAUGGAAGCCACCCAAGUAGUGCACACAUACGCGAAAGCGUGGAUAACGUGGAGCAGGUGGCCAAUGGAGAGAGGUCUCACCAUGCAGCUCUACCAAAGGACAGAAUCCAAGGAAAGAAAAACAAAUCUGUAAUCAUGUAUGCGAAAAUUAUGAAUAUAAGUUUUGAGUAUGGUGCGGAUGUCCUGAAGCAGUUCAGCCACCCCGCGGUGAAUCUGUUUAAUACGAACAAGACGCACAUCGUGAAGAAGAAGGAAAAGAAGAGCAAGGAACUAUACGCAUACUUGGAUGGAGAGGACGGGUUCGGCGAGGCUCCUGAGGUUGGACAUGCGGCGGGACAUGCGACGAGACAUGCGGAGAGACAUACGGUGCAGAAAGAAGUGACGGAGCAGAUGGUAGAAAAAAUGGCGCAACAGAUGGAAGAAGAAUUGGAACACCCCGGGAAAGGAACAAAACGCAAGUACGGAAUGAAACAGGAAGAUCCAGAGAAAAGGAGAAAAAAAUUUAUUAGCCACAAGAUUAAGAGACACCUGCUCUGCAUGAAGGCGAGGAUCGUAAUAAAGGAAUGGUACAUUGAUUAUGGAAUGUCUCCCAGUAGCACCCCUUACCUCUACGUAGUAUCAGAAAAUGACAAUCGUUACAAACUGGAUAGAGUGCAUCCUAAAUAUGAUUCCACCUUCACGAAAAUGAGACUGAAGUUUGAAGUGACUACUAGGAUAGUGAAAUCUCUGCAGGCCUAUCCAAGGAUGACAUAUAAGGAACUGGUGGGCCACUUAACACUGUACGAGUGUAUUAGUAGAAGAAUGAGGAAGGCAAGGAUGGAGGGGUUACUGGAAAACGGAGAGGUGUCGUCACCCAUGUGGGAGCAGCGGAACGGGAAGAAGCAGGAGAAGAUGCAAACGAAGCAGACGGAGAAAAAGCUGACUGAAGAAAUAUGUACAUCGGAGAGUAGCGAAGAAGACGAUUCUCCAUCAUGGAGAAUACACCCAAAUGAUUGCUACCCUCUGUCGGAUGAGGAGCUUUCCAAAGGGGAAGAACCUCGCCAAGACGAAAAAAAUGCAAAAAAGAGAGAAAAAAAAAAGGAAGAACAACCCCCCAUCACAAGUAUAAGCUUGUCCCAAUAUAGCGGCACAGGUGUGCACACCAUGCCAGAUGGAACAAUCAGCAAGAAAUGCACAUGGGGGGCACCAUACGCUGUGUACAAGUGCAACAGAAAGGUCAUUACGACAUUGUACAGAUUUAUUAAAAGCGAAAUGAAAAUAUUAGCUCAUUGUUUCGAGAUGAGGUCUCUGCUGUCCACUCCUUUCAUGAAGACCCUGGCACACAAGUUUAAAUCGCAGAAUAGGAAGAAACGACAUAUGGAGAGGUUAAGAGGAGUCUCCUCUUUUUCUAUGAACGAGGAGCUAUGCUCGCACGUUCUUCUACACUGCCCCGAGAAUGGACAAAACGAAAGCUCUCUGACCAAGAGGACUCGCUUUUACCUUAUUAGAAGCUUCGUUGAGAGCCAAAAGGGGAACGUAGACAAGUAUGAGCUUUCAUGUGCAUGCACGGAUCAAGAAAACACAGAAGAGAAGGAGGAGUGGGAUAGCCAACAUCAGCUUCUGGGAAACCCCAAAAUGGACUCGCCCAACGUAUGUCCACACGGAGGCAGAGACACAGAAAGGCCAUCCCUCGAAAGGGCAGAAAGAGACACGUUACGAAGUCACAACCAGGGGAGCGAAACGGCCGAUGGGGAAAACCACAAAGCGGAGAGUGAAUGA